This is a messenger RNA of Octodon degus (degu), 1714 nucleotides long. It is a transcript of the gene Arrdc1, whose product is annotated as arrestin domain containing 1. Gene Ontology annotation, molecular function: ubiquitin-like ligase-substrate adaptor activity; ubiquitin protein ligase binding. Lineage: Eukaryota; Metazoa; Chordata; Mammalia; Rodentia; Octodontidae. The coding region runs from base 53 to 1429 and encodes 458 amino acids. Gene Ontology annotation, biological process: protein transport. The record is from RefSeq and is a predicted model, not a curated record. The transcript has 7 exons. Gene Ontology annotation, cellular component: cytoplasm.
CCUGUCCUCCGAGCUGGCCGAGGUGUCUGUCCGCGGCGCGGGUGGCCGCGGCAUGGGGCGGGUGCAGCUCUUCGAGAUCAGCCUGCGCCAGGGCCGCGUCGUCUACUGCCCGGGGGAGACGCUGGUCGGGGUCGUGCGCGUGCGCCUGGCGGCUCCACUGCCCUUCCGAGCCAUCCGGGUGACCUGCACAGGAUCCUGCGGGAUCUCCAACAAGGCCAAUGAUGUGGCAUGGGUGGUGGAAGAGAGCUACUUCAACAGCUCCCUGUCGCUGGCUGACAAGGGGAGUCUACCUACAGGAGAGCACAACUUUCCCUUCCAGUUCCUGCUUCCAGCCACAGCACCCACAUCCUUUGAGGGUCCGUUCGGGAGGAUUGUGCACCAGGUGAGGGCUACCAUCGACACACCAAGGUUUUCCAAGGAUUACAAGUGCAGCCUUGUAUUCUACAUUUUGAACCCACUGAACCUGAACAGCAUCCCAGAUAUCGAGCAACCCAAUGUGGCCGCCACCACUAAGAAGUUCUCCUACAAGCUGGUGAAGACGGGCAGCGUGGUUCUCACAGCUAGCACUGAUCUUCGGGGCUACGUGGUGGGACAGGUGCUUCGGCUACAGGCCGACAUCGAGAACCAGUCUGGCAAGGACACAAGCCCUGUGGUGGCCAGUCUGCUGCAGAAAGUAUCAUACAAGGCCAAGCGCUGGAUCUAUGAUGUGCGGACCAUCGCCGAGGUGGAGGGUGCUGCUGUUAAGGCCUGGCGGCGUGCUCAGUGGCAAGAGCAGAUUCUGGUGCCUGCCUUGCCCCAGUCAGCCCUGCCAGGCUGCAGCCUCAUCCACGUCGACUACUACCUGCAGGUCUCCAUGAAGGUGCCUGAAGCCACUGUGACCCUCCCAGUCUUUGUCGGCAAUAUUGCUGUGAACCAAACCCCACUGAGUCCCCAGCCAGGCCCUGGGCCCCUUCCCAGAACCUCACCAUCAGUGGUGCCCUCGGCGCCACCUCAGGAGGAGGCCGAAGCUGCGGCUGCGGCUGGUGGACAGCACUUCUCUGACCUGGUCUCCCUCUGCACCAAAAGCCACUCACAGCAGCAGCCACUACCAGCUGGCUUGGGUUCUGCGCCUGGCGCCCCAGAGCUCUGUGCUCAGGAUGGCAACCCUGCCCCCGGCUCUCUGUACCCUCCUUUGUGCAUCUCUACAGGCGCCACCGUCCCUUACUUUGCAGAGGGCUCAGCGGGCCCUCUGCCCACCACCAGCGCCUUGAUUCUCCCCCCAGAGUAUAGCUCGUGGGGCUAUCCUUAUGGUGAGUGCAAAGUUGUGACUGGGUUGGGGGGAGAUAAGCUACAAGACCCUUGCAGACCCCACUCUGUCCCCCCAGAGGCUCCGCCAUCCUAUGAGCAGAGCUGCUGCAGUGCUGACCCUGGCCUGAGCCCCGGGAGCUGACCCUCCAGAGCUGACCUAUGCUGCCUUCUCUGAUGGGCCAGGCCUGUGCCCUGGGACAGGACACCCAGGGCCUUGUGCCUUUGCUCUCUGCCUGGCCCAGUCACUCAGGACUCAUGCCUGCCUAGGACCAGCCUCUCCUGGCUCCCCUAGAGUCGGCCCUCUUCUCCUGUGGACUGGGGGCUGGGGGUGGCAAGGGCUUGGAACCAGAAGAGACUGUAAAUAAAGCGCUUUAUUUGUGGAACUGGGCAGAGGCCCACUGGGCAAUCUGCCCGCCCAUGCCUUCCA